AUGCAAGAUGAAAUUGAUUCCCUUCAUGACAACCGAACAGAAGCUUUAGUGCCUAGACAAUUGGAUAUGAAUCUAGUUAGCAGCAAAUGGGUGUUCAAAGUUAAAACUAGAGCGGAUGGUUCAAUUGAAAGUAAUCUCGGUCUUGAUUUUGUUCGAGCUCCUCUCACUGCACUUUGUGGCUAUUGUGAUGCAAAUUGGGCCCGUUCCAAUGAUGAUCAUUGCUCUACCACUAGUUUUGCUAUCUACAUAGGUGAUAACUUGUUAUCUUGGGGAGCCAAGAAGCAAGCCACUAUAUCUUGUUCCACGGCUGAGGUAGAGUAUCAUCUGUUAGCUAUAAACACAGUUGAACUUAUGUGGUUCAUGAACCUUCUAAAGAGAAUUGGGUAUUGCAUUCCUUCCUCUACACUAUUUCUAAAUAGGGAUCAAUUUUUGAAAGUGCUUGCUCCUAAGCGAGCAUCAUGGAGAGCCAAAGUGCUCGUCACAAGUUUGGGGGUUGAGGUAGAGGACGGAGUAGUUUUCUUGAAGGGAUCUACCACCCUGGAAGGUGGGGGAUCCAAGGUUGGACCGUGUGCAAGAGGGGUCGACCACUAUGAUGAUAGAGUUGAAAACUGGGCAUAUGAUCGGGGACCAAGGAGGCCAAAGGUGGAGGCCAAAGGUGGAUUUCCCAAGUUCAAUGGGGGGGAUCCAUAUGAGUGGUUGGACAAAGUGGACCAUUAUUUCCGUGUGUAUGAAGUCCCAAGAGAAGAGAGAUUUUCUACGGCAUGUUUCUAUCUUGAAGGAAAAGCAAGUAAGUGGUGGCGUUGGUUUCGUGAUCAAUAUGACAAAGAGAGGAAACGCCUAGGGUGGACGGCCUUUGAAAAGGAAUUCUUGAUGCAAUUUGGGCCUUCCCCAAUUGUCAACCACCAUGGGCAAUUGACCAAGUUGAAACAAGAGGGAAAAGUACAUUACUAUAUUGAUGAGUUUCGACAACUUCAAACCUUGGUAAGGGGUUGGUCCGAAGAGGCACUUAUUGGCACCUUUGUGGAUGGGUUGAAACCUUGGCUUGCCAAGGAGAUAAAGUUGAAACAACCCACAAGGCUACAAAAAGUUAUGAGGAUGGCGGAAAUACUAGAGGAGAGCACUCACAUUGAGAAACGUCAUUCUAAGGACAUGAGGAGCAAAUUCUCUAAACCUUUGCAAACCAAAGUUCUUUGGAAAGACAAGGAGGUGGAAGGGAGUGCAUCAAAACCAAAACCCUAUAAAGUGAAAAAGUUAUCAAGAGAAGAAGUCCAAAAGCGGAUAAAGAAGGGUCUUUCCUUCAAAUGUGGUCACAAAUGGAGCAAGGAUCACAAGUGCAAGGCUAGGCAAGCAUAUGUGUUGCUUGAAGAUGAAACAAGUGAAGUAGAAGAAGAUGGCCAUGUUGAGACAACUAGUGAAGAGUCGGAACAAGAAGAGGCCGAAUCUAGUGAGCCACUAGAGGAGGCCGAAUUAUCUUUGAAUGCCAUUUCGAGUGUACCUAGACCCACAUCCAUGAGAGUGAUGGCAUGGGUGGGAAAGUUUGAAGUGACUCUUUUGGUGGAUAGUGGAUCCACGCACAAUUUUAUCAAUGCCAAUAUUAUGACUAAGAUUGGAUUGAAGCCAUGUGCCAUUGAACCUUUUGAAGUAAAGGUAGCCAAUGGGAACAAACUUAGAUGUGAAGCACUUGUUAAAGAAGUGAAGAUGAAUAUGCAAGGUGUGCGAAUUGUGGUCGACCUCCAUGUGUUGGCAUUAGUGGGACUUGAUGUGGUGAUCGGCAAUGUUUGGCUCAAGGGCCUUGGGAGAGUUAUUCAUGAUUAUCAAAACAUGACGAUGGAGUUUAAACUUGACUCAAAGAAAAGAGUUUGGAAAGCCUUGACAUCAAAAGAAGUAAAAGCUUGUGAAGCCAUCACUUUUGAAAAGUUGUGCAAAGGUGGAGCCUAUUGUUUUGCCAUUAUGGUGGCCAAUGAAGACUACUUGUGUAAUGUGGAAAAGAGUGAAAAAGAAGGCAAUAAAGAUGACUUAAAGGGGCUGCCCGUGGAAGUAAGAGAAGUGUUGGAAGACCAUCAAGGAGUUCUAGAGGUGCCUUCUACUUUGCCACCAUCUAGACUCUUUGAUCACCGGAUUGUGCUUGUUGAUGAAAAGAAGCCGAUGAAUGUCUCACCGUAUCGUUAUGCCCAUUUUCAAAAAGGGGAGAUAGAGAGGCAAGUGGAUGAGAUGUUGAAGAAUGGUUUGAUAAGGCCAAGUACUAAUCCAUUCUCCUCUCCCGUGCUACUAGUGAGGAAGAAAGAUGGGACAUGGAGGUUUUAUACCGAUUAUAGAGCUCUAAAUGAGGCCACGGUGAAGGAUAGAUUCCCUAUUCCAACCGUGAAUGAGAUGCUUGAUGAGCUCCAUGGUGCAAGAGUUCUUUCCAAGUUAGAUUUGAGGGCGGGCUACCAUCAAAUAAGAAUGAAGAGUGAAGACAUCCACAAGACGGCUUUUAGAACCCAUUCCAGGCACUUUGACUAUCUUGUUAUGCCGUUUGGAUUAUGUAAUGCUCCAUCCACUUUCCAAGCCGCCAUGAACACAAUUUUCAAGUCCCUUUUGAGAAAGUUUGUGUUGGUGUUUUUUUAUGACAUCUUGGUCUACUCCAAGACUAUUGAAGAGCACAAGAGCCACUUGAGAAUUGUGAUGAAGAUUUUGGAAGAGCACCACUUCUUCAUUAAGGCUUCCAAAUGCGCCUUUAUGGAGAAUGAACUUGAGUACCUUGGUCACUUCAUCUCGGGAGAGGGGGUGAAAGUGGAUCAAAGGAAGAUUGAGGCCAUGGUUGAUUGGUCACUACCAAAUGACAUCUCGACAUUGAGGGGCUUCUUGGGGUUGACUGGCUACUAUAGGCGGUUUGUGAAGAACUAUGGGCUUAUUGCUAAGCCACUUACAUCUUUGUUGAAGAAGGACAAUUUUGUAUGGAUCCAAGAGGCAAGGGGGGCCUUUGAUGAGUUGAAGAGGGAUAUGACUACAACACCCGUGCUUUCGCUUCCUAACUUUGAGAAGCCUUUUGAAGUAUACACCGAUGCUAGUGGUGAGGGGAUAUAG
This is a messenger RNA of Carya illinoinensis, 3066 nucleotides long. RefSeq lists its product as uncharacterized. The coding region runs from base 1 to 3066 and encodes 1021 amino acids. The transcript is spliced from 4 exons. NCBI's taxonomy places the organism in Eukaryota, Viridiplantae, Streptophyta, Magnoliopsida, Fagales, Juglandaceae. Gene Ontology annotation, biological process: proteolysis. Gene Ontology annotation, molecular function: aspartic-type endopeptidase activity. The record is from RefSeq and is a predicted model, not a curated record.